CUCAUGAGGGUGCCACAUGUGACCUGCUGGGCAAGAUCUACCUCAAUGGGGAGAGCUUCCAGCCCACCUGCAAGCUGCAGUGCAUCUGCAUGGACGGGGCCAUCGGCUGCAUCCCACUCUGCUCCGACGACCUGCGGCUGCCGUCGCCCGACUGCCCCAACCCACGGAGGGUGAAGUUCCGCAACAAGUGCUGUGAGGAGUGGGUGUGUGAGGGAGGCAGUGAGGAGAACCACCUAGGAACAGCCAUGGCAGUUUUCAGGGAGGAUCCAGCUCACAAGCCAGAGCUGAACAACCUGCAGGAGAACUGCCUGGUGCAGACCACGGAGUGGAGCGCGUGCUCCAGGAGCUGUGGAAUGGGCAUCUCCACCCGCGUGACCAACGACAACCCCCAGUGCCGCCUGGAAAAGGAGACUCGGCUCUGCAUGGUCCGGCCCUGCGACUUCCCCAUGGAGAAAACCAAGAAGGGGAAGAAGUGUGUGAGGACCCCAAAGCCACGGCAGAGCCUCCACUUUGAGUUUUCAGGCUGCACCAGCUCACGCUCCUACCGGCCCAGGUUCUGCGGGAGCUGCUCGGACGGGCGCUGCUGCACCCCGUACCUGACCACCACCGCCGACGUGGAGUUCCGCUGCCCCGAGGGAGACUUCUUCCACAGGAAAAUGAUGUUCAUCAAGAUGUGCUCCUGCCACUACGACUGCCCCCGAGACAAUGACAUCUUCCUGGCCACGUACCACAGGAGGAUGAUUGGAGACCACGUCAAGACCGAGCGGCAGUAG
Molecule: messenger RNA, 773 nt
Organism: Acanthisitta chloris (rifleman)
Lineage: Eukaryota; Metazoa; Chordata; Aves; Passeriformes; Acanthisittidae
Product: connective tissue growth factor-like
Exons: 3
Biological process (GO): cell adhesion; signal transduction
Cellular component (GO): extracellular matrix
Molecular function (GO): heparin binding; integrin binding
Source: RefSeq, a predicted model, not a curated record